Molecule: messenger RNA, 11624 nt
Organism: Drosophila teissieri
Lineage: Eukaryota; Metazoa; Arthropoda; Insecta; Diptera; Drosophilidae
Gene: Smr
Exons: 10
Coding region: 697-11571 (3624 amino acids)
Biological process (GO): regulation of transcription by RNA polymerase II
Source: RefSeq, a predicted model, not a curated record
UCGUCGGCGCUGCGUUGCCGUUUGCCGUUGACGGUGUCGUUUGCCCGUUUUCGAUGUCGUUGUUCAAUGGCUAAAAACUCGGGUGUUUGGUGCGCCCAGAGCAUGUGAAAAAUUGACGACGUUUGCGCCAGAUAACAUAUACGUUGCGAAUUUAUUUAUAACAAAUUCACGAAAAUUAACCGAGAGCGCAGUGUGUGUGUAAAUAUAUAAGAUAAAAAAUAAUAAAUCAAGAGAAAAAAGGAAAAUCUCUACAUAUAUAUUAUUAUAUCCAAUCAAUUGAUUUACAGUGCAAAGAAAAAGUGCAGCCAAAAUAAAUACAAAUAUAUAUAUAUAAAUACAAAAAAUGCAAUCGCAUUAAGGCAACUGUUGCAGUUGCCCAGUUGCAGCAACAACAGCAACUUACACAAAGUUAAGUUAGUUAAACUUGAAGAGAAAAGUUACCAAAUUACAGAAAUCACCGAAAAAAGUGCUAACUUUAAAGCGAAAUUUUUUUGUGGGGCACUUCCGAGAGAAUGUCGCAGUGCAAUAAUGUUGCAACUGUCGGCAGCAGCAACAAAAGUAAUAAUAACAACAACAACAACAACAGCAGUAGCAGCUUCAACACAUUAACAACAACAGCAACAGCAACAACCACAAGCAAAUCAAUCAAUUCUGCGGCCAACAACAAGUGUUUAAGCCAAAAGAGUUCGGCAUGAAAUGGAAGCAGCUAUACGCUCCACUUCAGUGCAGGUCGGUGCUCCGCCGCCCACAAACAACAACAACAGCAGUAGUAGCAGCAGCAGCAGCAACAACAACACUAGCAACACUAAUAACAACAACAAUAGCAGCAGCAGCGGCAGCCACAACAGCAGCAGCAGCAACAACAACACACCAAACGGUGCGCAGCAGCAGCAGCAGCAACAACACCACCAGCAGCAGCAGCAGCAGCAUCAUCAGCAGCAGCAACGUGUUGUUGCCAGCAGCAACCAGCAACAACAGCAACAGCUGCAGCAGCAGCAACAACAUCAGCAGCAGCAGCAGCAUGAUAAUGGACCAACGUCCCAUCAUUUGCAUCAAUCAUCUAUCAGCAUUUCUAAUCAGCAAAAUAAAGCGACGCAACAGCAACAGCAGCAGCAGCAGCAACACCAAAAGCAGCAACAGCAACAGGCUUCCAACAUGUCCGCGUAUCAGCAACGCCUGCCAUCAAAUGCAGCAUCCAUUCACAGCCCCCACUGGUCGUACAGGGCCCUCGAGCUGCCGCAGUAUGCCAAGCAGGUGGCGCACCUUCAGCAGCAACAGCAGCAGCAGCAGCAGCAUCAGUCGCACCAGCAGCAGCAGCAGCAACAGGACCAACGCACCAACCUGCAUCCGCAAAUCCAUCACCACCACCAACAGCAGCAGCAGCAGCAACAGCAGCAGCAACAGCAGCAGCAACAGAAACAGCAGCAACAGCACAUGCAGCAGCAGCAGCAACCUUUGUCACCACCUCGUCCUGGAAAUUCUGGUAGCGGCAACAGCGGCGGCAGCAGCAACAGCAGCAGUGCAGCAGCGGCAGCAGCAGCAGCGGCAGCUGCGGCGGCGGCCGUUAAUCCCGGUUACUCGCCAUCAUCCGCAGCAGCAGCAGCAGCAGCGGCGGCGGCCGUCAACUCCGGCUACCCGCCACCACCCCCGCAGCAUCGUUUCAUUCAGAACACGGGCUACAGCAUUGCCCCGGCGCCCAACUACCGCGAUAAUCCCUACUCGCGUCACACCCAAAUUCAGCAGCAGCAGCAACAGCAGCAACAACAGCAGCAACAACAGCAACAGCAACAGCAGCAGGCUGCAGCGUCGAUGCCCGAGUAUCAGAGGGCAGCAGCUCGAGCGGCUGUGGCGGCUGUUUCGGCGGGCAAGGGCAACGUUGCUGGCCAAAGUUCCAACACCAGCAGCAGCAGCGGCAGCGGCAGCAGCAGCGGAGUUGGUGGUGGCGGAGGAAGUGCCGGCGGAUCAGCUCCACCCGGCGGCGGUGUCGUCCAGGUGUCGCAGUCCGGCGGUGUGCUGGUCAUGGAGGCCAUGCCCCACUAUGCCAGUCAACCAAAUAGUAAUCCCUCCCAGCAGCAACAGCAGCAGCAGCAGCAGCAGCAACAGCAGCAAGGCGGCAAUCCCAGUGGCGCGGGUGGAUCAUCUGGUGCUGGCGGCGGCGGCGGCGGAGGCGGCGGUGGCAGCGUAAUGGUCGGGAGUCUGGGGCGCAUCCUGAUGCCCCAUCCGCAGGCUCUGCAAUACACCAGCGAGUACCUGACCAAUGCCACAGCGGCCGUUGCUGCGGCGAUGGUCAACCAGCGACAGCAUUUGCAGCUCCAGCAGCAGCAGCAACAGCAGCAGCAGCAGCAACAUCCGCCCGAGCCAUUUGGCGGCCAGCAGCCGUACAAGAAGCAGCGGCUCAGCGACGCCGACGCCAGCAGUCGGCAGAGUUACAAUGACGUGUGCCGCCAAAGGGGCCCCAUGCCCAUGGGCAUGCAGCUCAAGGUGGAGACGCUGUCACAGCAGCAGCAACAGCAGCAGCAGCAGCAGCGACAACAGCAGCUGCAGCAGCAGAUGCAGCCGAUGCAGCAGCAACAUGGCACACAAUCCCAGGGCCGCAACCAGCCAGCGGUGAGCAGCAUGUCCUCCGUGGUUAGCCAGCCAGUGGGCACCGUCGUCACCUCCAUCUCCACGGCGGGCACAACGGCGAGCCACAGCGGCAGCGGCAGCAGCAGUGGCAAUGUUGCCACCGGACCGGGAUCGGGCAACACGGGAGCCGCCAGCACCGAGGCGUACCAUCCUCAGGUGGAGGCCAUUUCGCCGACGCUGCCCAGCGACAGUUCGAUGGAGGAGCGCGGUAGGACCAGCGCCAAGGAGGACCUGCUCAUGCAGAUCCAGAAGGUGGACAAUGAGAUCAAGUCCGCGGAGACGACCAUGGAGACGCUGCGCAAGAAGGAGAAGUCCCUCAUGGAGGAGGCCGCCCUGGCCAAGGAGCAGCGGGCCGCCAAGGAGUUGAGCGACAACAACAACGACCAGGAUGAGCAGGUGGUGGAGCUGUCGUGGCGCAGUCAAAUGCUCGCGGAGAAGAUCUAUGCGGCCAAUCGGAAGACGGCCCAGGCGCAACAUUCCAUGCUGCAGAAUGCAGCGGCCGACGAAUCCUCGCCAGGCUCCAUGGCCGGCCGACCCUGGCUGCCGCUGUACAAUCAGCCGCUCGAUGUCGAGGCCCUCACCAUGCUGAUACGCCAGCAUCAGAGUCAGAUACGUGCGCCCCUGCUGCUGCACAUCCGGAAGCUGAAGGCGGAGCGCUGGGUGCACAAUCAGGGGCUGGUGGAGAAGUACACCAAGGAGCAGGCGGACUGGCAGCGGCGCUGCGAGCGCAUGGAGGCCAGCGCGAAGAGGAAAGCACGCGAGGCCAAGAAUCGCGAGUUCUUCGAGAAGGUGUUCACGGAGCUGCGUAAACAGCGCGAGGAUAAGGAGCGCUUCAAUCGCGUCGGUUCGCGCAUCAAAUCCGAGGCGGAUCUCGAGGAGAUCAUGGAUGGGCUGCAGGAGCAGGCGCUGGAGGAUAAGAAGAUGCGAUCGUAUGCGGUCAUACCGCCGCUGAUGCACGACGCCCGCCAGCGGCGAUGCGCCUAUCACAACGAAAACGGACUUAUCGACGAUAUGGUGGCGGUGCAUCAGCAGCGCAAGGCACUGAACAUGUGGACCGCCGGCGAGAAGGAGACGUUCAAGGAGAAGUACUUGCAGCAUCCGAAGAACUUCGGGGCCAUUGCCGCCAGUUUGGAUCGCAAGUCGCCGCAGGACUGCGUACGCUACUACUACCUCAGCAAGAAGACCGAGAACUACAAGCAGCUGCUGCGCAAAUCCCGCCAGCGGACGCGCAGCUCGCGCAAUCCAGCCAAGGCGCAGGCCGCUCAGCCGCAGUGCAUCAUCGAUUCGAUGACCACCGGCGUUAUGACCCGCCUGCAGCGCGAGCAGCAGCAAAAGUCCGGCGGUCGCUCCUCCGCCGUUGCCGAGCGUGAGCGUGCCGAACGGGCUGCCGAGCGGGAACGGGUGGCGGAGAAGGCGGCGGCGGAUGCUGCCAAGGCGGCCGAAAGUGCCGCCGAGAAGGCCAGCGCCGCCACCAAGGCUGUCGAGGCAACGGCUGCCGGUGAAAAGGUGGCCAAAGCGGCUGCCGCUGCGGCGGCGGCAGCAUCAGCAACCACAACAACAGCAGCCACAUCAUCAUCAUCAGCAGCAGCAGCAACAUCAUCAGCAACGGCCAGUGCAGCGAGCUCGACAGGAGCAGCAGCAGCGGAUAAAACGAAUGAGGCCGGCAAGACGGCGAGCGCCAGCAGCGAUAAGAAUGCGGCAACAGCUGGAGGACCAACAGCAGCAACAGGAGGAGGAGCAACCUCGGCAGCAGCAGCAGCAGCAGCAACCACACCUGCAACAGCAACAGCCACGGCUACAGCACCACCAGAGAUCUCAGCGGGCGGCGGCGAGGCCAAGAGCAAAACCGCCGAGGAGGAGGCAGCGGCCACAGCCGGCGCAGCAACCGUCGCCACCGCCGGCACCCCGGCAACCGGAGCGAGUGCCGCCAGCGCCGGAGACAAUGCGACAACGGCAACGGGCGCCACCGCAACGGCAGCGGCCAAGGGUGUUGGCAAACCGGAAACAGCGACCGAGCCAGCGGGCACGGCGGCAAAGGGAGCGGACUCGCGGCAGGAAGCCAACGAUCCGCUGGCCAAAGCUGGUGCGAAGGCCGUCAAUGCCGAUGGCUAUAAUGCCAGCAGCAAUGCGACAGCAGCCGCCUCCGCAGCGGCGCAGGGCGUAACCUUGAAUGGCUUCAAGCCAGGCUACCAAACUGUGGUCAUCGCCAAUGUGAAGGCGUCCGCGGGUGGCGAUGAUUCUGCGCCCGCUGGUGCAGCAGCAGCUGGAUCGGCAGCAGCGGCGAAUGCGGCGGCGAUUGGCGAUAAAAUCGUGAAGACAACGCCGUCAUCCAGGGCGACAAAUUCAAACGCUGCAACGGCGGCGGCGAGUGAGAGUGGUGCUGGUGUGAACACCUAUGGGCACACGGCCACCACGGCGGGCAACUAUCUUGGCCAGAAACUGAAGGCUGCCCAAGUCGAGGGACUGGGAGCUGGCAAUGAACUGCACUCAGAUGUUAGUGAAUCCAAGAGGAAGCGCUUCGAACUAAAUGCCGGCGAGGCAGCUGGAAACGCAACGGCAGCGAUGACAAAUAGCAGCAGUGGCAUCAGCAAUAGUCACGGCCCCAUGAAGGGCAAUGCCAAGGAUGGAUCGUUGGCCAAGACAUCGCUGCCAUCCACGUCGUCGUCUUCGGUUGUCGUCACAUCCUCGCCAUCCGCGGCAUCCUCAUCCUCAUCCUCAUCGUCAUCCGCCUCCUCAAUGCUGCUGAUCAGCGCCGCGUCCAUCAUGUCGACGGCAUCGGGCGCCAAGUCCUCGUCCUCGUCCACGGCGACAACGACGGCCACAGCAUCGGCGAUCUCCUUGCCGCUCCUGUCGGAUGGCAACGGCAAUUUGAUGGUCAAUGCAAUCGAGAUUCGCGCCCUCGAUGGCGACGACAAACUGGCCAGCUGCUUUGUGUGCAAGGCGGAGGCGUGUCCACGCACCCGCCCACUCAAGAAGGGGCGUGGCCAGCAGUACGGCAUUCCGGACGAGACGAUUCCGGCGGGCGCACGGGUCUGCAACAGCUGCCAAUGCAAGUCGGUGCGCAGCCGCUAUCCCAACUGUCCGCUGCCCACGUGCCCCAAUCCCAAGGAUCGGGCGCAGCGCCUGCGGAACAUUCCCUCCCGUCUCUUCGAGCUGGCGCCCGAGCUGCGCGACCCGGUGAUGGCCGAGUUCCAGAUACCGCCGCACGCCACCCGCUGCUGCUCGGCCUGCCUCAUGCGCAUCCGCCGCAAGCUGGACCCGCAGCUGAAUCUCACCGAUGGCUCCAGCGGCGGCGCGGGCAGCGGCAGUGGCGGCGACGAGACGGACGUCAGCACCUCGUCGUGCGAUGAACGCGAGCCGGGCGGCUCCGACACCGCCUCCGUCGACAGUCCCGAGAAUCUGCAGCGCCACAAGUCCCUCACGUUGGUCAAACAGCAGCAGCAGCAACAGCAGCAGCAUCAGCAACAGCAGCAGCAGCACCAACAGCAGCUAUCGCAGCCACAACCACCGCCAGCACCGCAGCAGAAGGGCUCCUCGUCGAGUGGGCGUGGUGGAGAUCAGGGCACGCCACUGAUUAUCACCCCGACACGAAUGGGCAGCAAGGCGGGAUCGGGCGUGGCCGCCCAGUCGGCGGGCGACAAUGAUCGCCUGCUGCCGCCCGCCGCUGGCCAGGCGCCCAAGAAGCAGAAGACCAGCGAGGAGUACGACUCCUCCGCCACGGAAACGGCGGAUGAGGAGAACGAGAACUCGCCGGCCAAUCGCCAGAGUCCCAAGGUGCUGUUCCACGGCCAUGGACACGGCCAUGGCGGCGGUCACCCCAAUAAUGUCGCAGGCCUUCAGCCGCCGGCGGGCAAUAUGGUAGCUGGUGGUGUCCAAGCGGGAGGAGCACCGGGUCAGCAGGUCAACGGACCCAUGGCCAUGCGGCGCGAGGCCGUCAACAAUGUGCAGGAUUGCGUGUUCUCGGUGAUCGAGCGCUCGCUGAAGCACAAGGGGCCGCAGCCCAAGGGCGGCCAGGGUCAGCAGCAGGGUCAGGGUCAGGGACAAGGACAAGGACAGGGACAGGGCCAGGCUCCAGGACAAAGCCAGUCGCCAUCCCAGCAGCAACAGCAGCAGCAGCAACAACAGCAGCAGCAACAGCAGCAGCAGCAGCAGCAAUCUGCCAACAAUCUGGAACGCAAGGAGCUGACCAUCGUAAGGGAAUACCGCCAGGACCCGGGAAUUCUGAAGCAGCAGCAGCAGGUUGGCGGAGUACCGCCCACCUCGGGCGCCGGCAGCCUGCCGCAUGGCACCUCCGUACAGAAGCUACCCUCCCGACCGGCUGCAGUGGCACCUCCGCCACCGGCUCAUCCACUCACGCCCACCAGCACAGGAUGCGCCGGCGGCGGCAGUGGCAGCAACAACGGAACCAGCGACAGUCUGGCCACCUUGUCGGUGGUGAACACGCACAUGGGCGUGGUGGCACAGCUGGGUCAUCCGGCGCUAAUGGCGCACGCCAGUUCCGCUGGCGGUGUCGGUGUGGACAAGGCCACCAUAACGCCGGUGGUCAAGGGCGCCAGCGGAUCGUCGAAGAGCGGCGGUACGUCCAGCCACUCGACGCCCACGCCGCCGGAGACCAUCAUCUACAAUGUGCCAGCGGCGCAUCCGCAACGCGGCAUUCCGCCGCCGCCGUCGCAGCACUCGGUGCAUCCAGCACAUCCUGCCCAUCCGUCGCAUACACAGCAUCCGGCCCAUCCGCAGCAUCCGUCGCAUGGCCAGCAUCCGCAGCUGCAGGUGCCGGAGCCGGAGCCGCAAACCCUCGACCUGAGCAUCAAGAAGCCGCCGCGCGAUGGCCACUCACCGCACACGGGAGCCGGUGGCUCUGGCUCCGGAUCGGGCGGACCAUCGUCCUCCUCCGCGGACCGACAUCACGGCCCACCGCCGCCGACCAUGUCGAUGAAGCACAUUGUGCGCUCUGGCGGCAUGUAUCGCGGCGACACCGUCACCGUUCCUUCGCUGGCCGCUCCCAGUUCGUAUCUGUAUCCCACACCGCCGCACGGCGUGCUCAAGGCCACCGGCGGCGUGGGCGUGGUGCCCGGCGUGCUGCCCGGUGUGCCUGCCGGCGCACUGUAUCUGCAACCAUUGCCCGUGCCCGUGCCCAUUUCCAUUUCCGGGCAGGGCCAGCUGCCGCCGAGAGCUGGCCAACCGCCGCCGGCACAGCCGCCAUCCGGCGGCCGGGGUGUGGCCAAGGCGCCACCCAAGCUGAGUCCCCAGCAGGCCCACCAUCUGCAUCCCAGCCACGGCCACUCGCCGUCGCAGCAGCAGCAGCAACAACAGCAGCAACAGCAACAACAGGCGGCUGCAGCAGCAGCAGCAGCACAACAGCAACUGCUGGUGAAGAGCGGCUCGAUCACGCAUGGAACACCGGCGAACAGCGCCCAGCAGCAGAUAAUCGUGCAUGCACCAGCGACUGGAGCGUCGGCCCCCUCCUCCCUGCUGAGUCCCAAGUUCGAGGGUCUGGUCAGGCAGACGACGCCGGAGGGCGUGGGCUCGGUGGGAGGACCUGGAGGUGGACCAGGUGGACCAGGUGGCAAGCAUGGUUCGAUAACGCAGGGCACACCGCUGCACAUGCCGCCGCAUCACCUGGAAACGAAGCGGCCGUACGAGAGCUACUACAAGAGCUCCCAGCGCCACAGUCCCGCCCAACAACCGGGUGGCAAUCAGCAGUUGCCGCCGCCGCCGCAGCAAUCGUCGCCGCAGGCGCCACCGCCCCAGGGCUAUGGUGUGGGCGUGAGCUCCCCCUACGCACGGUCGCCGUUCGGCGGCGUGGUGGAGCAGCCGCAGGUGCUGAGCACGCGCCAAAUCGUGAUGCACGACUACAUCACCUCGCAGCAGAUGCAGGGACAGCAGCAGCAGCAGCAGCAACAGCAGCAGCAGCAGCAACAGCGCAACAUGUCGCGCGGCAGCAGUGCCAGCGGCGGUGGAGGCGGCGGUGGCUCCGACAAGGAGUCGCCCUCGCCGCGCAACAGUGUGGGCAGUGCCAGUGGCUUUGCCUACGGCGGCGACAAGGAAUCGGCGCCCCGUGGCCGACCGGAGUACUCCAGUCGUGCCUCGCCAGCCGAUCAUGCCAAUAGCACACCGAGUCCGCAUCGCACGCCGCCGCCGCAGCGACAAGGCGUCAUCCAGCGGCACAACACGGGCUCCAAGCCACCAUCGCCGGCUGCUCCGCCGCCGAGCAGGAUGCACAUGCCGCCGUAUCAAUAUGCGCCAAGUGGUCACGAUGCAUUGGCCUCGUUUGUGGACGUGGCCGUGCAGCAGCCGCAGUUGCCGGUGCCGUCGCAGAAGGAUGACAAAUCGCCGGGUGCCGCACCGCCGCCGGGACAAGUGCCCGGACCCGGUGCUGGCCCACCACUUGGACCCUCCCCGCUGCCGCCACACGCUGUGGUCGGCGUUGCCCAGCCACCGCCGCCGACCGCUCACCACGAUCAGCGGUAUCGCGACCUAACGCUGCACCAUCAUCAUCACACCCUGGUGCAGCAGCAGAUUGCGCAGCAACAGCACUACCGCAGCCUCAAUGUGGCCGCCCAGGUGGACAUGCAGCGGCACAUGGAUCAGGCGAAGCGUGUGCUGCGCCAUCACCAGGCCCAGCAGCAGCACCAGGCCCAGCAGCAGCACAACCAUGCGCUCGAGCGCGACCGGGAGAUCCAGGAGCGGAUGCGCGAACGGGAUCGUGAGCGGGAGAGGGAGCGCGAGCGUGAGCGCGACCGCGAGCAGCGGGAACGGGAGCGGGAACGAGAACGCGAGCGUGAACGAGAGCGCGAGCGACGCGAACAGGAUCGAGAGCGGCGUGUGGUGGCCGAGGAGCGGGAGCGCGACAGCAGACGCAUGGAGCGCAUGUUUGCCGGCAAUGUGGUCGCCGCAUCAGGUGGCGCCGGCGGCGGAGGACCACCGCCCGGCCAGUUUCUGCGGGCUUCGGUUCCGGAGACUGGGCCACCGCGCUCCAUCCCAGAUCGCGAACGGGAGUACUAUCGUCAGGCACAUGGCGGUCCACCUCCGGAGGAUGCGCCCGGGCAACUGAGCGCCCAGAGUCUGAUCGACGCCAUCAUCAAGCAUGAGAUCAAUCGCUCCAACGAUGCCACCGCCGUUCCGAAUCGCGAGUUUCCGCGCCCAUCCUUCGUGCAUGCCCCAUUGCCACCGCGUGGAUCCGGUUCGGGCGGCGGCACCGGCACCCGAUCCUCGCCAGCCAAUGUGCUCCAUCCGAUGUACCUGCGCGAUCUGCGCCAGCCGCUCGAGGGCGGAGCGGGCUCACUGCUGACGGCGGAGAACAAUGGCAAGCCGAGCUCGUCGGGAUCGCCCAGUGUGAUCAACAUUGAUUUGGAUCAGGAGCGCAUUUCAGCGGCAGCCGCAGCAGUUGCCCAACAGCAGCAGCAGCAACAGCAGCAGCAAGCGCCGCCUCCGUCGCAAUCGUCGCAGUCCAGAUCCGUGCACGGCCAACUGAGGACUCCGACCUCGCAGGCUGGCGGAUCAGCGCCCAGUCCGCAGCAGAUCCAUACGAAGAGCAUAACCUUUGGGGAACUAACCGAUUCGAUUAUCACCAAUGACUACGGCACCAAUCCGCAUCUGCGGCCCACGCCACCGUUUAUGACCUAUCUGCAGGAGACGCAGUCCAUCCUGCCGCCGGAUCGCUGGAAGCAGAACCGUCGCAUGCAACAGAAGGCGGAGGAGGCGAAGCACCAUUCCCAGCAGCAGCAGCAGCAUCAGCAGCAACAUCACGCCCAGCAGCAGCAGCAGCAACACCAUGCCCCGCAACAUCAUCCCCAGAUGCCGGGCACUGGCUCUGGCUCGGCACCAGGUGGUGGAGCUGGUCAGGGCGGUGCAGCCGGCGGUCCGGGCAGCGGAGGAGGCAGUGGCGCCGGCAGAGCCAGCACGCCUGGCGAGGAUGGACGCAACAUUAUCCGCAUGCCCCAGGCGGUGAGUCCGCGAAAAUUCAACCACGAGUUGAUGCUGCACCAUGUGAUGGGCACGGCGGGAGCGGGCGGUGAAGCCGGCCAGUUCUUCCUGCCCAGCCGUGUCGUGCUGCCCGAGCAGCGGGGCACGCCCAGCGGCGCUGGCGGAGCACCUGGCGCCGGUGGACCGGGUGGACCCGGAGGCGGUGCCACCACCAUUGACAACUAUGUGAAGACCCGCAUCGCUGAGGUGAUGCGCGACGACAUUGGCUAUGGCAAGAACCGCACUGUGGAGGUGCGCACCGAUGACGAAGUAACCGCCGAUAUGGUUGCCCACUCGCACGCCGCCGUCCACGCUGCACAUGUGGCGCACGCGGCCCAUGUCGCCCAUGCCGCUGCCCUGGAGCUGCAGCACAGAAGCAAGGAGCCGCCGCCGCCAGAGAUAAGUGUGUCACGCAAGACGCCCAACCAGUACGAGGUGGUAGAUGCCAGUGGACGGCGCUCAGCCGGCAGUGGUUCCGUUUCGGUCUCCGUUUCGGGUGCCAAUAGCCACCAUUCGCCGUAUCACCCACCGGCGGCAUACGCCCCCAGCACCUACUUCCCCUACAGCGCCCUCAACGUGCCCAGCGCUGCCGGUGGCUUGCCGCCGCACCAGCCGUUGCAGCUAGCCCACCAGGCGGUGGCGCCACCCGGUGCCUUUGCCAAGGCCAAGGCGGCGCAUGCCCUCAGUGAACUGGGCGCAGUCGGCGGCGGGGUGUCCUUGGUGGUGGGCGGCGGCUCGGGCGGAAUCGCUGGCGGACCAGGUGGUGUCUCGGUCGGCGGCGGUGGUGGACCCGGUGGCGGUGGACCCGGUGGUGGCGGACCAGGUGGCGGUGGCGGCGGACCAGGUGGCGGUGGUGGUGGCGUUCACAAUUCCAGUUCAUCGCAAGCAUCCGCUGCGGUGGCCGCGGCCGUUGCAGCGGCGGCCAGUGAAUCGAAGCCGCUGCUGUUGUCCAAGUACGAUGCCCUCAGCGACGAAGAUUAGUUGUGACUGCCGGCGUCGUCAUCGGCGUCGGCGUCGCACCUGCGGCCAGCAAC